GACGUAGUUCUAUUGAAUUUGACGUAAGUCAAUUAUAAUGCGUUAUGUCUAUGUCUAAUAAGAUAAAAUCUCAAUUUUAAUAAUGUUCUUUGUUUUUUUCAAUUUAUUGACCAACAUUAUCUUCGUAAAAUGUUCCCUUGAUAUCACUAAUGCAGAACUAACCUAUUUAUCUCAACGUUUGACUUUAAACGAGUGUCGCCUCUUACUAACUACAUUGUAUGCAAAACCUUACAACACAUCAGAUAAGUUGAUUUCGAUUCCCAAAUCUAUACCAAAUAAGGCGACUUGUCUUAAACUUCUACUAGAAUGGAAUCGUGGAGAUGCUGACUUAAGAGAUAAUGAAAAAUGUCAUGUUGAUGUGGCACAUAUAAUGCGCAAACUAAAAAGAGAUGAUCUAGCAGAUUGGUUAGAAAAAUCAGUAUUCAAAAACCUAGCUAAAGAUGUUAAUGAUACUUUGAAUAACGCUUUUAGAGCCGAUUCUGGAGGACAGCUAAAGAAGAAAUUGUAUUUGGGAGAUAAAGGCAUUGAAGACGAACAUAAUUGGAGUGUAUUUGAAUACUUUCUGGCAUUAUUUCUCGUAAGUGUUGUAAUUAUAGUAAUGAUAAAUUUAUAUCGUUUAUUGACUCUUGUUUGUAGAAGAGACGAAAAGAAGAAGCCUGAUGAAGAAACAAUAGAUCUUCUCAGUCGUGGAUCGGAAAGCGAUCAAGAAGUUGUAUUUGAUUAUAAUUUAAUUUAUAAAAGAGAUAAAAAGAUGACUGAAACUCUACAAAGUGAUUAAUUUAAAAUAUCGUGUUCCACAUUUAGUCUUAGUUUACUGAAUAAAUGGAUUGUUAAGUGAAUAAAUCCUACCUAACAGAUUUCAUUAAAAAAAUCGAAUGUUUGAACCGAAACUAAGUGAUGAUAUUUUAGACCUAACAGAAAUAAAUGUUGUUACUGUAGCAAUAUUUUACUGAAUGUACUAUUUGAGUUAUGUGAGUGUAGUUUUAAUUGUUUUAUAUGUAUAAUUAAUAUAAAAUAGUGACAGUCAUAUCGAUGUAACAGUAAAGAGAAAUUCAAACA
Messenger RNA from Bombyx mori (domestic silkworm), 1059 nucleotides. RefSeq lists its product as uncharacterized. The record is from RefSeq and is a predicted model, not a curated record. The transcript has a single exon. Lineage: Eukaryota; Metazoa; Arthropoda; Insecta; Lepidoptera; Bombycidae. The coding region runs from base 83 to 778 and encodes 231 amino acids.